GCUAGCGGGAGCUCCCAGCCGGCCCCAUGGUGCGGCAGCUGGGUAGCGGCGGCGCUGCUGCUCCCCCCGUGGGAGGACGGGAGCCGGCGCCGCCGCGGAGCGAGGAGGAGGAUGCGGCGGGCGCGGGACAGCACCGCCAGUGCCAGGCGGGCGCCAUGGAGGCGGCGGGCGCCCAGGAGCCCGGAGGCGGCGGCUGUAGCUGCUGCUCAGCCUCAUCCCGGCCGUGCUGCAGGCUCCCGUGGGCACGGAAGACGCCCGGAACAAAGAAGAAAUUCACCUGCCCAGGACUUGGCCUGUUUUAUACCAUAUUGUCUGCCUUCCUUUUCUCAGUGGCUUCUUUAUUUCUUAAAAAAAUUGAAGAUGUACAUUCAGUGGAAAUCAGUGCAUUUCGAUGUGUUUUCCAAAUGACAUUUGUUCUUCCUGGUUUAAUAUACUACAAAACAGGUUUCUUGGGACCAAAAGGUAAACGAGUUUUUCUUUUCUUUCGAGGAUUUCUUGGCUCUGGUGCAAUGAUUCUUCUCUACUAUGCUUUCCAAGUAAUGCCUCUAGCUGAUGCCACUGUUAUAACUUUCAGCAGUCCAGUUUUUACAUCAUUGUUAGCCUGGAUAUUUCUCAAGGAGAAAUACAGCCUUUGGGAUCUUCUUUUCACUCUCUUUACAAUCACUGGAGUGGUGCUUAUUGCAAGACCUCCUUUUCUAUUUGGAUCCAGUUUUACAGGGAUUGAAGGAAGCUAUACAAAUCAUCUUAAAGGAACAAUAGCUGCUGUUAUAAGUGCAGUAUCAACAGCUUCAACUUUUGUUAUAUUAAGAAAGAUGGGAAAAUCUGUGAAUUAUUUUUUGUCUAUUUGGUAUUAUGCAGUAAUUGGAUUAAUUGAAUGCAUUGUAGCACUGUUUGUAAUAGAUGAAUGGACUUUACCAUAUUGUGGUACAGAUAGAUUUCUCCUAAUAUUAAUUGGACUGUUAGGGUUGGGGGGUCAGAUAUUUCUCACAAAAGCAUUACAGAUAGAGAAGGCUGGUCCUGUUGCCAUAAUGAAAACAAUGGAUGUGGUGUUCGCUUUUAUCUUACAGAUUCUUUUUCUCAAUCAUCUGCCAACUUGGUGGACGGUGGGUGGUGCCCUUUGUGUAGUAGCCAGUAGCUCUGGAACUGCCAUUCGUAAGUGGCAACAAAAUUCAAAAAAGACUAAAGAAAAUGAAAUCUAGCAAAUCAGACACUGUUUUGUUACAGAAAUAAAGAUAAGCAUCAUAAUCUUGAAAAAACAUUUUAUAGUAAGAUAUAUUUUAUUUAAAAUAUUUCAUUUAUUUAACUCUAUUACCAAAUUCUCCCCAAGAAAAGUAGUCAGCUGACUUUCAAGCAGCAUAGCAGAUGUUUUAACUAGCUGGUUCUGCAUAUGCUACUCAGUGUCAUACUGAGCAAGGCAUUGGUGUAUUUUCAGAGAUCUUGCUGUCUCUCAGUUUCCUGAUUGCUAUCUUAUACAGGCGGUAACUGUCUACAGAAGCUUAUAUUUUUCUUUCCCACAAACUAGUGUUGUUCUGUAAAAAUUUUGGGCCUUAUUCUCCAUUUCUUACAUCUUGUAUGGUCACUCAUCUUUAAAGUGGGAGUAAAAGUCUAUCAUUCUAAUGUUGUAGUUUGCAUUCACAUACUACAAGUAUAACUGAAUAGAAUAGGAGCAAGGCAGUGGAGUCUAAUUAUUUUUUCUUAACUCUACACAGGUUUUUUAUUUUUAAUCUUACAAGUGUUUAGUGACAGUUUCAUGAAUACACUUGCUCCAAGAAGUUAGGGCCCCAUUCAGCAAAAAGAAACAACAACAAAAUAAUCCAGCUUCUGUACAACGGACGUGCGAGGCUAACUUUUAAUUUAAAGUGACUUUCCCAAUAGACCAAGUCACAUUGACUUACUACUACUUUAGUUGCUACAAUUUCAGUGAUGAAAGAAAAUGGUUCUUAGUAUAGCCCAGUCAAGGCGCCUUCCCCACUCUGAACUUUAGGGUACAGAUGUGGGGACCUGCAUGAGAACUUCUAAGCUUAACUACCAGCUUAGAUCUGGUCCGCUGCCACCAUUCCCAAUGUGCUAAUUCCCUUCCCUGGGUAGCCUUGAGAGACUCUUCACCAAUUCCCUGGUGAAUACAGAUCCAAACCCCUUGGAUCUUAAAACAAGGAGAAAUUAACCAUCCCCCCCUCCUCUCUCCCACCAACUCCUGGUGGAUCAAGAUCCAACCCCCUUGGAUCUAAAAAACAGGGGGAAAUCAAUCGGGUUCUUAAAAAGAAGGCUUUUAAUUAAAGAAAAAGGUAAAAAUCAUCUCUGUAAAAUCAGGAUGGAAAAUAACUUUACAGGGUAAUCAAACUUAAAGAGCCCAGAGGACCCCCCUCUAGCCUUAGGUUCAAAGUUACAGCAAACAGAGGUAAACACCCUAGUAAAAGGUACAUUUACAAGUUGUGAAAACAAAGAUAAAAACUACCACGCCUUGCCUGGUUGUACUUACAAGUUUGAAAUAUGAGAGACUUGUUCAGAAAGAUUUGGAGAGCCUGGAUUGAUGUCUGGUCCCUCUUAGUCCCAAGAGUGAACUCUCCCAAAACAAAGAGCAUAAACAAAAGCCUUCCCCCCACCAAGAUUUGAAAGUAUCUUGUCCCCUUAUUGGUCCUUUGGGUCAGGUGUUCGCCAGGUUACCUGAGCUUCUUAACCCUUUACAGGUAAAAGGAUUUUGGAGUCUCUGGCCAGGAGGGAUUUUAUUAUAGUAUUGUACACAGGAGGGCUGUUACCCUUCCCUUUAUAAUUAUGACAAGCCCUUUGUUAAUUGACCAUUUCUUAUGCUACAAAAUGUUAUGCUGUAGUUGCACUAUCCUUAAUUCUAUGCAAAAAAUAUAUUUUAUUUAUAUUUUUAGGUAUUUAAUUUAGAUUUCUCAAAAUGCCGUUCAAUUUUUUUAAUACUUUGUAUACAAAGUAUUUUUGUGAAAAAAAAGGUUGCACUUUUCUUGGCUGCAGUUAUGUUGUUUAAUGUUUUAUUGUAAAACCUCCCAUUUCUUGUUUCAGUAGCCAAUGAAAGGUAUUUAGAGAUUCCACAAACAGCUCUGGUUAGCCAGCGUCAUAGUGGAGAAUAUACAAAAUGUACCCUGCACUCGUCACAUGUCAUCUUUAAUGUUUGAAGACUUUUUGAUAGCAAUGACUAUGGUAAUAUUAAAAUAUAGAGUUCAGUUUCCCAGUUGUAUGGGCAGGAAGAGAAGAUCACUAUAAUACAUAGUGGUUUCCCAAAUGGAUUGUGAUCUACUGGUGGGUCUCAGUCCAAUAGACUUUUAAGAUGGAUUUAAUUUUUACUUUGUUGAGACCCUUUACACUGUGCCCUGUGGAGUUUUUCAGUCAUUUACAUUGUUUCCUCUUUUGUGAAAGAGGAAAAUCUUUUAUACUCAGAACCCAAGAAUACAUCCUGUGUGUGGAAACUGACAUAAAAUAAUGGAUAUAGUCUUAUCUUGAUGCACAGAUAUUUAUACAUGUUCCAUCACUUUCAUGAGAGAAAUUGUUAAACAACUGUUGCAUUCCACUCUGCGGUGGUUUGGGUGAAGUGAUUCCUGCAUGUAUAACACUAGUAAAGUGCUUUAGGAUGCUUCUAGAAGAAAUAAGCCAUAUUUGUGUAAGAUUGCCUCAGAAUAUAUCCUGUGGACUUGAGGCUGCUUUUGUUGACGUCAAGACCAAACUCUAGGGAAAGGAAUUAAGGAAACUUUUUUAAAAAGAUGAAAAUAUAACUGAUCCAGUUUCAACAAUACAGAAUCAUAAGUAUUAUGGGGGAUUGUCUCUUGUAGAAAUUAUGUUGAAAAUGUUUGAAUCACAUAUUGCCCCUGAAUUAUUAUAAAUUGAUGUAUAUGAUUUAGUAGCCUGCAUUACUGAAGAGAGGUUUUGUUGUCUUAUUGUAUAUGAAGAUUUACUUAAAUAUAGAAAAUAUGCAGAUCUGAAGACAGUUUAUUGGUUUAGUAACUUUGGAACAAAUCUUUUUCUCAAGUUUCCUUGUUCAAACCUUCACCUUAAGUGUAAUUUACUGUCUAUGGUAAAUGAGAUAUAGCUAGUCAGUUUUAAAACUGAAAUUUUCAUUAAUCCUUUGUUAGCAUCUGUUAGCAAACUGGCCAAGUAAUUUUUCUUUGUCCAAAGCUAUGUAAUUUCUUUGGGGUUCUCCAUGACCAUUCACACUCAUUAUUCCCCAACUUUCUCACAAUAUUGCAUGUAUAGAAAGAAGGAAAACAAUAAACCUGGUUUUGCUGUCUGAACUACACAUUUUUUGUUGUCUCAGAUGUUUUAGGGCAUGAUGGUGCAAGGUGUUGAGUAUCUGGGUACCUGCAUCUCCCAAUGAAAUCAGUGGGAGUCUCAGGCAUUCACUAUCUUGCAAGAUAGGGCUUAUAUUGUGUUCCUUUCUUUAAGAAUCAAGCUAAGCAAAUUUCUUUUAUAACACUUUUUGCUCUUUAAAAAGGGCAAUGCCUUCAUUUGGAUUUUAAAAAUCUCUUAGAUGGUGGUUGCUAAAACAACAUGGAGAGGAAGACCUUGAUUAUAGUGAUAUUUAGUAGUGCUGAUAUAUUUAUUUGUCCUGUUUAUAAAGCAUGAUUUUAGGCAUCUACAACUUGCCUUUCCAGAUUCAUUUUUAAUAGUGUAAAUAAUUUUAAGUAUUGUAUGGUUUUUGAAGCACCUCAAAAUAGAUUUUUUUUAAACCCAUUUCAGAUGCUUUUUUUCUUUAUCAAACUAUAGCUAAAAAGUUAAAUUUUAUGGACAGUUUUGAAGAAAAUAGUUAUGAAAUGGCUAAAAUAACUGCCUUAAAAUGCAGUAGCUGCUGAAAGUGCUUCUCUUUUAAUAAGUUAUACUGGGCAUUCAAAUAUCUGUUUUUUUCAGGCGCUUACACUGCAGACUUUAAAACUAUAUCAGGUUGAAAUUUAGUUGUCAGGUAAUUUUUCGGGCCCAAGUCGUUGUCUCCUCCCCCCCCCC
Molecule: messenger RNA, 4956 nt
Organism: Malaclemys terrapin pileata
Lineage: Eukaryota; Metazoa; Chordata; Testudines; Emydidae
Gene: SLC35G1
Product: solute carrier family 35 member G1
Exons: 3
Coding region: 27-1199 (390 amino acids)
Biological process (GO): calcium ion export across plasma membrane; regulation of cytosolic calcium ion concentration
Cellular component (GO): endoplasmic reticulum membrane; plasma membrane
Source: RefSeq, a predicted model, not a curated record